Schizosaccharomyces cryophilus OY26 is the source of this 1383-nucleotide messenger RNA. Its product is annotated as glucose-6-phosphate 1-dehydrogenase. The coding region runs from base 1 to 1383 and encodes 460 amino acids. The record is from RefSeq and is a predicted model, not a curated record. Gene Ontology annotation, biological process: pentose-phosphate shunt, oxidative branch; glucose metabolic process. Gene Ontology annotation, cellular component: cytosol. Gene Ontology annotation, molecular function: glucose-6-phosphate dehydrogenase activity; NADP binding. NCBI's taxonomy places the organism in Eukaryota, Fungi, Ascomycota, Schizosaccharomycetes, Schizosaccharomycetales, Schizosaccharomycetaceae. The transcript is spliced from 2 exons.
AUGGUGAGUUUUAUUGUCUUUGGCGCAUCGGGUCAUUUAGCCCAUAAGAAAACGUUUCCAGCACUCUACAAUCUGUAUUUGAGAAACACUGUGAACCGUCAGUCGUUUUAUGUGGUAGGCUAUGCCAGAAAUUACAUUCAACCACAGGGAGAGGAAACUAAGAUCUAUGAUGAAUUUAUCAAGCGAGUUUCUUACUUCUGUGGUCAAUACGACCAAGCAGACUCAUUUAAAGAGUUUAAUAAGUAUCUUCAGGGAUUAGAGAAAAGCACUGAUCCCUCAAAGAGUCUUCGUAUUUUUUACGUGGCUUUACCCCCUUCAGCCUACGUUUCUGUAGGAAAUCUCAUUCAUGACCAUGCCUAUCUUCCAGAUGGGAAGACCAGAAUUAUCAUUGAGAAACCAUUUGGCGAUAAUUAUGAUUCUUCUAUCAAACUCAAAGAAGAACUACAUAAAAAAUGGAAGGAAGACGAAAUCUACCGUAUUGACCAUUACUUAGCUAAAGACAUGGUAAUCAAUAUUCCUACCCUACGGUUCGCCAACCCACACAGUUUGGAUGCAUUGCUUAAUAAUCACCACAUCAAAUCUGUAGGAAUUUCUAUGUGGGAAAGUGGUGGUUGUGAAGGCCGUGUAGGCUACUACGACAUCAACGGUGUUGUUCGAGACGUUCUCCAAAACCACAUGGCUCAAAUUUUCACGGUAGCUGCUAUGGAUGAACCAAAAUCUGAAGGUCCAGAUGAUGUUCGUUACGAAAAGGUCAAAGUAUUAAAGGCCACAAAGCCUGCUUCCUUGAAGGACUCUAUCUUGGGCCAGUAUACUGCUGGUCAGGAUAAGCCAGGUUAUAAGGAUUUAGAGGGGGUACCAAAGGAAAGCAAAGCUACUACUUAUGUUGCAACCACAUUAUACGUAGACAAUGAACGUUGGAAAGGCGUUCCUUUUGUUUUUGAUUCAGGAAAGAGCAUGUCGAAAGGAAAGGUUGAAAUCAGAUAUUAUUUGAAAGGGAAGGACUCUGGUGUCUUUUCUGACGUUAAUCAAGACCACUAUAUUUCAUUUACAGUACAACCAAACCAGGAAGUUACUUUGACUGCCUUUGUCAAUAAGCCCAUGAGUUCGGAGCGUAGUUGCGUUAAUGCCUCUUUGAAUUUAAACUUCAAAGAGCAGUUUGCAGAAGAGAUGAAACACAAAAGGGAUGCAUAUGAAAUCUUAUUCGAGGAUGCUAUUAAGGGCAAUCCUACAAAAUUUGUCCGGUACGACGAAGUCGAGUAUGCCUGGCGCAUUUUUGAUGAAAUUUUAGAUUCUCCUACUCAGCCUUUGACCUAUCCUGCGGGUAGUAAUGGUCCUAAAGAAAGCGAGCAAUAUUUAAAGUCUCAUCUGAAACUUAUACAGUAA